Molecule: messenger RNA, 1225 nt
Organism: Brassicogethes aeneus
Lineage: Eukaryota; Metazoa; Arthropoda; Insecta; Coleoptera; Nitidulidae
Source: the annotation of a GenBank genome assembly
CGAUCAACAGGCUUUAAAUUUUGACAAAUGUCACUUAUUUUUUUGCAUUUUAACGUUAUUUUGCGUAUAUUUCGUUGUAUUAAGACUUUAAAGUAUUAAAUUAUGGCAGCGGCGAGGAUUGUGGAGCUCGAUGAUUCGAAUACAUGUAAAAUAUGUGAUAAUGCCCUGGCUAAAUAUUCGUGCCCCAAAUGCAAUAUUUUGUACUGUUCUGUGAGUUGCUACCAAAAUCAAACUCACUUGCAGUGUAGUGAAGAUUUCUAUAAAGAUAGUUUGUUAGGUGAUUUAAAUUUGAACAAAAAUGAUCCGGAAUCGAGGAAAAAAAUGAUGGAGAUCCUCGAAAGGGUGCACCAAAGCAACAAAAUAGCCUCGGAGGAUGAUUUUUUUGACUUUGAAGGUUUAGACGACUUGGAUAAGUUGGAUUCUGAUGAUGAUGAGGAUUUCGACGAUAUAACUGCCAGAUUACAAGGUGUUAAUUUAGAUGACGCUGAAACUGUUUGGGAAAAACUCACGGAGGAUGAAAAACAAGAAUUUGUGGCGUUUUUAAGGUCUGAAGAUGUGACAAAGUUGAUUCCGCCCUGGGAACCAUGGUGGUUACAUUCCAGUAAAAAAAUGGUUGAGGAAAUAAAUGAUGUGAAAAUAAUUGAACUUGAAGAGAAAUGUCCAAAAAUUAUCAACAUUAAGGAUUUUACUAGUAUAACCGCCAAAACUCCAGCAGACUGUGUAAAAUACAACUUGUACAAUAUUUUGUCGGCUUAUGUUUUUACAGUAAGAUAUUUUAAUGGGGAGCAUUUUAAUUUUGCUAAAGAAGCUAUAAGUUGCUGGUCGUAUUUAAGUCUUUGCGUCAAUACUAAAGAAAAUUUCCAAGAUUUUGACACUGCUGUUAAAUCUGUAGAGCAACAAUGUUUGACGAGUGACUGGAUAGUCACUGAUGAAGAAAACAUCAACAUAAUGAAAGAAGAUGUCAAAAACAUCUUUGAAGGGCCUAAUUUGACAACGCCGGGUUUUUACGUAUUGUCUGCGUUGUCAGAUUUAUACAAUUUAAUAGAAGCCGCUAUAAAUCCCAAGGAUAAUACCAAGGAAACCGAAUUUAGCAAAAAAUUCCCCAACGAUCAUUUUCCAAACGUCAAAAUCGAAAGUAACGAAAAAAUGGGGGUUUAUCUGAAAAAAAUCGAAUAUUUUUUGUCUUAUUCCAGAGAUAUACUGUAUAAAUAAAUAAUUUUGUUUA